UUCAGUUUGUUCAGGUUUGUAUAAAUAUAUUGGGUCGAAAUGGUUUUGGGUCGAAAUGAGUAAUUGUGGGUGACAUCACUAUUGUCAAUGAUAAUGUUAAAUAUUUUUGAGCCAAUAUUUGGGGCUAUUUUUGGGAUUGCCGGUUUAGGACCGGGCCGACUUUCGAGAUUUUUUCGGGGACCGUUCGAGUCUUUUUCGUGCCACAAUUCGAUCCCGGUCAAUCUCUCGAACCGGGCCGGCAACCCUACCUAUUUGAGUUGGACAUUUUGCUUCUUAUUUGGCCAUGGUAUUUCACUUAACCCCUACUUGAUUGGAAACCCUCGUGUUAUGAUUUGUAUUUUGGUUUUCGGAAGCCAUACUUUGAUUAUCGAUUUUAUAGGCAUAUUUGUUGAAAAAUAUGAUCCUACAAUUGAAGAUAGCUACCGAAAACAGGUGGAAGUAGACAACCAACAAUGUAUGUUGGAAAUAUUGGACACUGCUGGAACUGAACAGUUUACAGCCAUGCGGGACCUUUAUAUGAAGAAUGGACAGGGUUUUGUGCUCGUUUAUUCAAUAACUGCUCAAUCAACAUUUAAUGACUUGAUGGACCUUCGUGAUCAAAUUCUUCGAGUGAAGGAUACAAACGAUGUUCCAAUGAUACUUGUUGGCAAUAAAUGCGAUUUGGAGGAUGAACGAGUAGUUGGGAAGGAACAAGGCAUAAAUCUUGCUAGACAAUUUAACAGCGCUUUCACUGAGACUUCCGCCAAACAAAAAAUCAACGUCCACGAAGUUUUUUAUGAUUUGGUUCAACAAAUCAAUCGACGCUAUCCAGAUUCUGGUCGCCGUCCAAGCAGCAAAAAGUGUUGGAAAUGCUCUGUUCUUUGAGGAAAACUUGGGGGGGAAGGUUGUUUUUGGUUGGCAUUUUUUUGAGUUUUUUUUAAUUUUUAAAAAUUAAGCCAAGCUUAUUUUUGCCGUAAAUUGACUUUCUAGUUAAAAAAAAAUAUUUUUUUUAAUUACCUUAAGUAUAAUGACUCUAAUUUAAAAUUAAGUAAGAAUUUUUUUAAUUUUUUGGUGACCAGCAAUUUAUUUUUUUUAUUGACAAUUUUGAAUUUUUUUUGAUUAAUUUUGUAUAUUUUAUAAUAUGUAUUUUUUUGAAAUUUAAAGGGGUGCAAUCAAUGAAAAUCAGAAAAAGAUUAUUGAGACAAUGAACAAAUUUUCCAGAAAACCAAAGUGUUUCAUGGUUCCUAUUUUUUCUGAUCGGUUUAGGGAUAGAAACCGUUC
This is a messenger RNA of Meloidogyne enterolobii, 1260 nucleotides long. Lineage: Eukaryota; Metazoa; Nematoda; Chromadorea; Rhabditida; Meloidogynidae. The record is from the annotation of a GenBank genome assembly.